AUGGAAGCUGAAGGCGCAUUCACACCUAGCGGAGCUUCCUGGAGAAAGCUUGAUGGUGAAUUAUUAGCCGGGAUUCCUGCUGUCGGAAAUGAAGCACUGCCUUCUGACCCCAUGAUAUGUCUUCCACUGAACAAGCUGAUCAUUGUUCUCCAGCGCCAAAUCUCCAAAUUGCCUCAUGUCGAGAUAUCAUAUUCGCAUAAAGUCAUUGGGGUAGGCCAGGAUAAAGAACGGGCGUGGGUAGAGGUAGAAACACCUAGCGGCCCACAGGAACUGGAGGCGCAAUACAUUGUCGGAUGCGACGGGGCAAACAGCCAGAUCCGCCGUUCUUUAUUUGGAGAUUGGGAAUUCCCUGGUUAUACUUGGGAACAGCAGGUUGUUGCUACUAAUACAUACUACCCAUUUGAAAAACACGGAUUUGAUUGGGAUUCCAAUUUUAUCAUUCACCCGGAGCACUGGUAUAUGGCUGCGCGUAUCACGAAGGAUGGACUAUGGCGCGUCACAUAUGGAGAAGUACCAGGCUUAAGCUUUGAUGAGCUCAAGGCCAGACAGCCGGCAAAGUUCAAGGCUUGCUUGCCAGGCAAUCCAGAUCCCAAUGAUUACACAAUCGUUAAUUUCAGUCCUUACAAGGUGCACCAACGCCUUGCUAAGAAAAUGAGGGUCGGGCGGUGUCUAUUGGCUGCUGAUGCAGCACAUUUAUGCAACCCCUUCGGAGGGUUGGGAUUGACGGGCGGGAUCGUGGAUGUUGGGGGGCUUUCUGAUUGUCUAGAAGGUAUACACUCUGGACAGGCUGGGGAUAGCAUCUUGGACGUAUAUGACACUGUUCGCCGGGCGAAGUACAACGAAGUCGUGAAUCCGGUAUCCACCGGUAACAUUCGACUUUUGUUUGAGCAAAAUCCGGAGACAGCUCUUGAUGAGAACGAAUUUUUGAAGACAUGCAAGAAAGCGGAGAUGGACCCCGAAGUCGGUGCUGCACAGAGGAAAGCGGCGAAUGCGCUUCAAUAUGACUUCCGGCAACACUACCAAAAACGAAAGUUUCCAUGA
Messenger RNA from Penicillium canescens, 1041 nucleotides. RefSeq lists its product as uncharacterized. Gene Ontology annotation, molecular function: protein binding; FAD binding; 3-(3-hydroxyphenyl)propionate hydroxylase activity. Gene Ontology annotation, biological process: 3-(3-hydroxy)phenylpropionate catabolic process. The coding region runs from base 1 to 1041 and encodes 346 amino acids. Lineage: Eukaryota; Fungi; Ascomycota; Eurotiomycetes; Eurotiales; Aspergillaceae. The transcript is spliced from 3 exons. The record is from RefSeq and is a predicted model, not a curated record.